AGAACCCACGGGCUCCAUCUCCUCGCCCCGCGCCCUGGAAAAGCCUCUCCUCCUGCAGCCUCUCUCUCCAGCGGCGGAAGGAGCGCAGACCAAAGCGUUUCGCUGCCGAGCCAAGAGCCACGAGUCCCUUUGUCGCGGGGCCAGCUCGGCGCAGGUUUUGGCGAGCGCAGCCGCGGCCCGGCGCGGUGACGUCCCCGAUAAGCGCUGACCCCUUAUCGCCUCAUUCCCCUUUGAUCUCGCCCCCGAGGGCUUGCGCGGCUCUGCCCGUGGCCGACGCCGAUUCCGCAGAAUCCUCCUGGAGCACAAAGAAGCCCUUGAGGCCGGGGCAGCCCGAGGUGCCAAUGGAAAGCGGAGGUCAGCAGAUAAGAGCCGGCGCUGCCUCCCGGGAUAAAAGCGGGAGCGCGGACAGCCCGGUCCGGCCGCCGCCKCCUCCCCAGGGGUCAACGUGGACUGCUCGGCACCAUGAAGGGGCUCCUGGUGGUCCUGGCGUGUCUGCAGCUCGCCCAGGGGGCGGUGAGGUGGGUGAGCUGGGCGGGAGGAGCGGGGAAAGGGCGGGUGAUGGGGCUGGAGGAUGCUGAGCGGCCGGGAAUGCGGCAACCGGCAUCGGCACGGCAGAUUCCCCAUUUUUUGCAGUCCUCCUAUUUUGGGGAGAUCAGCAUUGGGGAGCCCCCCCAGAAGUUUUCRGUGCUCUUCGACACCGGCUCCUCCAACCUGUGGGUGCCUUCCGUGGACUGCAAGAGCCCGGCCUGCUUCAACCACGCCAAAUUCAAGGCCAACGACUCUGCCACCUUCACCCCUGGUGGGCAGUCCUACACCGUGUCCUACGGCAGCGGUGCUGUCACCAUCGUUCUGGGCUCUGACACGCUCCGGAUCCAGAGCAUCACCGUCACCAACCAGGAGUUUGGGCUCAGCGAGGAUGAGCCCACGCAGCCGUUCUAUUUCGCGGAUUUCGAUGGGAUCCUGGGCCUGGCCUAUCCCUCUCUGGCCGUGGGAGGGACAGCCACGCCUCUGGAGGGGAUGCUGGAGCAGAACCAGCUGGCCGAGCCCAUCUUCAGCUUUUAUUUCUCACGACAGCCCACCUACGAGUACGGGGGAGAGCUGAUCCUGGGCGGGAUCGACCCCGGGCUCUUCCAGGGGGACCUGGUGUGGGYGCCGGUGACACAGGAGUUUUACUGGCAGGUGGCACUGGAGCAGUUUGCCAUCGGGGAGUCAGUGACCGGUUGGUGCAGCCAGGGCUGCCAGGCCAUCGUGGACACGGGGACAUUCCUGCUGACUGUGCCCCAGGACUACCUGGAGAGCAUCCUGGAGGCUCUGGGAGCACAGGAGACCAGUUAUGGGAGCAACGGCUACUGCACCCUGGGCAUCGAGGUCACCUACCUGCCCUCCCCGGACGGGCAGCCCCUCUGGAUCCUGGGCAACGUUUUCCUGAAGGAAUAUUACACCGCCUUCGACAUGGCMAACAACCGCGUGGGCUUCGCGCUGUCGGUCUAGAGGAGCGGGGCGGUGAAUUCCAGCCCUUCUCCCGGCCCGGCACGGCCGCGGCGUUCCCAGGGACAUUUCCGCUCCUUCCCGUGCCCGCACGAGUCCCCGUCCCUCGGGAUUUCUGUGUCGGUGCRUCCUCACCGCCUCCCGUAACCAAUAAACCGCAACAUCCCAAACGGUCUCUGAGCUCCUGGGUUUGUUGGGAGCGGCCCGAGGGGUCCCUGAGUGGCUCGGAGUGCCUUUCCUCCAGCGAGGUAAGUGCUGGGAGAAAAUCCGGAGCCGGGGAUAAAUUGCAGCGCUGGGAUGAAGCCCUGGGGCUGGGCAGUGCCCGCCUCAAACCAUCGGGAAAAAAAACCUCAGUGGGGAAGCCCMUGACCUUCCCUGCAGCUGGAAAAGGGUUGGAAAAGCCCCGUGGUUUAUCCAAGCAGGAAUCUGAGGUGAGUCCCGACCCCUAAACCCUGAAGCGGGGCUGCUCAGCCAGGGAAAACCGCGCUGGAAUAUCGGGAAUUGGGAACGAAGGGAACGGGGAACACCCUGGGCGGGGGGAGUUUGGGUGACCCCGCUCUUUCCCGGGAUCCAGACUCGUUUCUCGGGAAUUCUUCA
Molecule: messenger RNA, 2085 nt
Organism: Malurus melanocephalus (red-backed fairy wren)
Lineage: Eukaryota; Metazoa; Chordata; Aves; Passeriformes; Maluridae
Gene: PGC
Product: progastricsin
Exons: 7
Coding region: 463-1491 (342 amino acids)
Biological process (GO): proteolysis
Molecular function (GO): aspartic-type endopeptidase activity
Source: RefSeq, a predicted model, not a curated record